Molecule: messenger RNA, 2778 nt
Organism: Pygocentrus nattereri (red-bellied piranha)
Lineage: Eukaryota; Metazoa; Chordata; Actinopteri; Characiformes; Serrasalmidae
Product: conglutin alpha 2-like
Exons: 2
Coding region: 1736-2152 (138 amino acids)
Source: RefSeq, a predicted model, not a curated record
UGGAACACCUGAAUUCAGUGAUUUGGAUGGGUGACUGGAAACUUUUGGAAAUAUAGAAUAUUCAGUUAAUUUAACUAAAUAUCCUUUCCAGUACCAUGUUGUGUAUUUGAGUGUUCUACAAGGUAAGAUUUGGCUUGAAUUAGCUCUAAAACACUGAACCUUUGUUCACACCUGUUUUCAUAAACGUGGUAAAUCGAUAAUUCAGAUGACUUUACAAUUAUAUUAUAAGUUUAUGGAAUUUGAUCAUUGCAGUCCUGCUUACCUCAAAGAGAAGCAAAGUUUAAAGCAUUUUAUAUGAAAUUACGUCAUAUAAAAUAGCGUUAAGUGGAUUGAGAAAUACUGACUGUACAGACUCCAAAUGCAAGAUGCUUUUUAGUGAAGUAGCCUCUGCAAAUCUGCAUAAAUCUGUGCAAGUGACUCAUCCGUCCAUGUUCUGUCCAGAAAUGCAUUCUUUCAUAGCAGCUGCUUUAGCUUUACUGACCCAAAGUUCUUUUCAGCAACUCUUCUUACUGUAUAUAAACCCUUUAGCCCUGCUGUGCUUACAGGUACACCAGGACAUCAGCAGAAAACCAAGACCCGGGACAGUCGUGUAGACUUGCUUAUGUAGUUUCUGACUCUGUGUGAUGCGCUUUUAUCUAUGAAUAAGGACAAACGUACAUCAUACAGCUAAAAACAGUAGCACUCAUCUUGAAUUCUGGACUUUGUCUGUGCUUUUGUUCAUUUCUAUAGUAAACAGUGUGUCAAACAGCACCAGAGGCCACUUAAACAGGCCUGUCUGUGAUCGUUUAACCUCCAAGGCAAACGUGUGAUGAUUUACUGGUGGCUGUAAGUUUCCAUUCCUUGUUAGCUACGUUAGCCUCAAAGCUCCAGUGCAAGACUAAAGAAGCUUUGUGUAGUUUAGACUAGUUCAGGCGCCAGUGAAGUCUAGAACACAGAACCAAAACACUAGUGUGCAAUACUGGUGUGUUCCAAUCGGAAGGCAGCUGCCUAAGUAGGCAGCAUUUGUGCGCUUCCGAGAUGAGUGCUGUCCCAUUCGGAAAGCAGAGUAAGGCAGCUGCUUUUUAAGGUGCCUUACUUUGACCAAAUCUGAAGGCGGGAUCGCAUGUAUCCUUGUCGGUGAAGGCGGUCCCACAAUACAGUUCACCUGAGAGUUCCAUCACUCUGGUCUGAGCAGCCGGGCGGAGGAGCGGCCGUUUUUUGCUGACCGAGGAUUUUACGAAUGUAAGUUACUUCUUCACUUCUGUCUUUGCUGUUUGAUGAAUUGUAUUUGUGUAGGCGGCACGGUGGCGUGGUGGGAAGCGCUGUAGGGCCUUGUUAGCUAAGGUAAGAUAAAGCCAGCGUUAGUUAGCUUAGCCAGCGGGCUAACCGUGUAAACACACCGAGAGAGUCCGGUUUAAAGUACUGGCUGUUCACUGUUUAGUAGCGUUCAGUGUCAGUAUUUAGGGAUUUUCUUCUGUCCUCAGGAACAAAUGCUACAGCGGCGGAGAGGCCGAGCAGGAGGAGCAGCCAUCCGAGGGGCUGAGGAGGAGGAGUGGCCAUCCGAGGGGCCGAGCAACGAGCAAGAGGUGAGGCCGUCCAAGGGGCCGAGUAAGAGGAGAGGCCGUCAGAGGGGCCGAGCAAGAGGAAAGGCCGUCCGAGGGGCCGAGCAAGAGGAGCGGCCGUCCGAGGGGCCGAACAGGAGGAGCAGCCAUCCGAGGAGCUGAGGAGGAGGAGCGGCCGUCCGAGGGGCCGAGCAAUGAGCAAGAGGGGAGGCCGUCCAAGGGGCCGAGUAAGAGCAGAGGCCAUCCGAGGGGCCGAGCAAGAGGAGAGGCCAUCCGAGGGGCCGAGCAAGAGGAGCGGCCAUCCGAGGGGCCGAGCAGUAGGAGCAAGAGGAGCGGCCAUCCGAGGGGCUGAGCAGGAGAAGCAGCCAUCUGAGGGGCUGAGGAGGAGGAGCAAGUGGAGCGGCCGUCUGAGGGGCCGAGCAGGAGGAGCGGCCGUCCGAGAGGCUGAGCAGGAGGAGCGGCCGUCCGAGGGGCCGAGCAGGAGGAGCAGCCGUCCGAGGGGCCGAGCAGGAGGAGCGGCCGUCCGAGGGGCUGAGCAGGAGGAGCAAGAGGAGAGGCCAUCCGAGGGGCCGAGCAGGAGGAGCAAGAGCAGAGGCCAUCCAAGGGGCUGAGCAGGAGGAGCAGCCAUCCGAGGGGCUGAGGAGGAGGAGCAAGAGGAGAUGCCGUCUAAGGGGCCGAGCAAGAGGAGCGGCCGUCCGAGGGGCUGAGCAGGAGGAGCAAGAGGAGCGGCCAUCCGAGGGGCCGAGCAGGAGGAGCAAGAGCAGAGACCAUCCGAGGGGCUGAGCAGGAGGAGCAGCCAUCCGAGGGGCUGAGGAGGAGGAGCAAGAGGAGAUGCCGUCUGAGGGGCCGAGCAAGAGGAGCGGCCGUCCGAGGGGCCGAGCAGGAGGAGCGGCCGUCCGAAGGGCAGAGUAGGAGGAGCGGCUGUCUGAGGUGCUGAGGAAGAGGAGCAGUCACAGGGAGAAAACUGGGCUGAAUGAACGAAGGCAGCUGGACUUGCCGAGCGUAUUUGGGGCACUGACGUUCUCCCUGAACGGUGAAAACCACUGGAACUGGCGUUGAAGCUCAGAAAUAAAAUGUUUUUAAUAAACACUACAGACGCUUGUUUCUGCUGCUCCGCUUGUUAUUGCUGUACUUACCACAGCCACAGCAGCGUGAGGUGAAAACCGACGGAUACAUUUCAGACCAGGAGCUCAUAAAUCAGAUAAUGAUUCAAAUAAAAUGCAUAUUAGCUGUUUAA